AUGUACUUUGUCAAAGUCCUCACUAUCCUAAGCCUGAUGGCUGCUGGCAUCUCUGCCAUGCCCCAUGGGUUGUCCUCGCGCGGGUCCAGUGCUCAGAACGUUGUGUACUGGGGCCAGAACGGCGGCGGCACAGUCGAGAACAACGAUCUGGCGACCUACUGCACGUCGACGUCCGGUAUCGAUAUCAUUGUCCUGGCCUUCCUGUACGAGUACGGAAAUGGCAACAGCAUCGCCUCCGGCACUAUCGGCCAGUCCUGCUACAUCUCUCCCUCAGGCGAGCCGCAGAACUGCGACGCUCUCGCCACGGCCAUCGAGACCUGCCAAUCAAAGGGCGUCAAGGUCAUUCUGUCCCUCGGAGGGGCCGUCGGCGCGUAUUCCCUAUCCUCUCAGGCCGAGGCGGAGACGAUCGGUCAAAACCUUUGGGAGGCGUACGGCAAUACCAAGGGCGAUGGAAGUGUGCCUCGACCCUUUGGAAGUACCUUUGUCAACGGCUGGGACUUUGACAUCGAAAGCUACGCCGGGAAUAACUACUACCAGUAUCUGAUCAGCAAGCUGCGCUCCAACUUUGCUUCGGACCCGGCCAACACCUACUACAUCACCGGGGCGCCGCAGUGUCCCAUCCCGGAGCCCAACAUGCAGGUCAUUGUCACCAAUGCGCAGUUUGACUAUCUCUGGGUCCAGUUCUACAACAACCCCGGCUGCUCCGUCAAUGGCCCCAUCAACUACGAUCAAUGGGUGUCCAACCUGGCCAACACUCCCUCGGCCAACGCGAAGGUCUUUAUCGGGGUCCCUGCGUCGCCGCUAGGUGCGACUGGAACGUCCAGUGGCGCCCAGUACUAUCUUGAGCCCAGCGCUCUGGCCUCACUCGUGGCCGAGUACAAGGACAAUGCGGCCUUUGGAGGUAUCAUGAUGUGGUCCGCGGGCUUUUCGGACGCCAAUGUCAACAACGGAUGCACUUAUGCUCAGGAGGCGAAGCACAUCCUGACUACUGGAUCUCCUUGCUAA
This is a messenger RNA of Aspergillus thermomutatus, 1005 nucleotides long. It is a transcript of the gene CHI2, whose product is annotated as glycoside hydrolase family 18 protein. The record is from RefSeq and is a predicted model, not a curated record. Gene Ontology annotation, biological process: carbohydrate metabolic process. Lineage: Eukaryota; Fungi; Ascomycota; Eurotiomycetes; Eurotiales; Aspergillaceae. The coding region runs from base 1 to 1005 and encodes 334 amino acids. The transcript has a single exon. Gene Ontology annotation, molecular function: chitinase activity. Gene Ontology annotation, cellular component: extracellular region.